Molecule: messenger RNA, 1601 nt
Organism: Euleptes europaea (tarantolino)
Lineage: Eukaryota; Metazoa; Chordata; Lepidosauria; Squamata; Sphaerodactylidae
Gene: PM20D1
Product: peptidase M20 domain containing 1
Exons: 13
Coding region: 1-1572 (523 amino acids)
Biological process (GO): amino acid metabolic process
Molecular function (GO): metallocarboxypeptidase activity; hydrolase activity, acting on carbon-nitrogen (but not peptide) bonds, in linear amides
Source: RefSeq, a predicted model, not a curated record
AUGGCGGCGCUCGGCCCCCGGCUGCGGAGGGCGCUGUGGGUCGCUCUCGCGGGGUUGUGCGUGGCGGCGGUCGCCCUACUGGCCGUGGUGCUCGCCCGAGCUUACUCCACGAAGCCUUCUCCCGCGCCAGCUGCGGGGGUCUGGGCGGGGAAGGGAGCGCGGCGCCUGGAAGCGGCGUUCAGCCCCCAGGAGCGGCGGGAACUGAAAGAGGCGCUGAAAGGUGCCAUCAGGUUGCAAACAGUUUCUUUUGCGCCAGAUGACCAGAAUACAACUGCCCUGGCAGAGUUUGAGCCUUAUAUCCGUAAAGUCUUUCCUGCAGUGUUCUCUGCCUCGUUCAUUCAACACGAAGUUAUUGGGGAAUAUAGCCACCUAUUCACUAUCCAGGGCUCUGACCCUCAGCUACAACCCUACAUGCUACUUGCACACAUAGAUGUGGUUCCAGCUUCUCCACCAGGAUGGGACGUUGAUGACCCUUUCUCAGCUGAGGAACGUGAUGGGUUUAUCUACGGACGAGGAACGUUGGAUAACAAAAAUUCUGUUAUGGGGAUUCUGCAGGCUCUAGAAUUCUUACUGAGACGAAAUUAUAGGCCUCGCAGGUCUUUCUUUAUCGGCCUUGGGCAUGAUGAAGAGGUGGGUGGUCAAAAAGGAGCCGUGAAGAUUGCAGCUAAGCUUGAAGCUAGAGGAGUGCAACUUUCUUUCUUGCUCGAUGAGGGAAUGUUCAUUUUAGAUGGGGUUAUAACUGGAUUAAAGAAGCCUGCAGCUAUAAUAGCUGUCACAGAAAAGGGUGCCGUUACAGCCGAUCUCAGUGUGAUGAUGGCACCAGGCCAUUCUUCUGCACCACCUAAAAGGACGAGCAUUGGUAUUCUCUCUGAAGCAUUAUCCAGGUUGGAGCAGCAACCCAUGCCCAAUCUGUUUGGCAAGGGCCCUGAAAUCAUGAUGUUUGAACACUUGGCCCCAGAUUUCAGCUUCCCUCUCAAUAUCGUCAUGGCAAAUCUGUGGCUGUUUGCACCAAUUGUCAGCAGAAUUCUUGAGCAAACACCAUCCACUAAUGCCAUAGUUCGGACCACCACUGCAAUCACCAUGUUUCAUGCCGGAGUCAAGUCUAAUGUUAUUCCCCCAUCUGCAAAUGCAACUGUGAAUUUUCGCAUCCAUCCUGCACAAACAGUUGAUCAGGUCCUGGAAAUAGUAGACAAAACUAUUGAUGAUAAGAGAGUGAAGAUAGACGCAGCAAGUGCCUUUGAUCCACUCCCAGUUAGCCCCUGGGACAACGAGACCUUCGGACCACAGGUUUUCCGCCAGACCAUUCUGGAUGUUUUCCCAGAUGUUGGCAGCGUUGCUCCAGGCAUAUGUAUUGGAAACACCGACAGCAGGCACUUCAACAACCUCACAAAUGCCAUUUAUCGAUUUAACCCAGUGGUCUUUAAACCUGAUGAUAUGCCAAGGUUCCACGGGUUGAAUGAAAGGAUCUCUGUUGAAAGUUUUGAAAAGCAAGUGGAAUUUCUCUUCCAGCUGAUUCAAAAUUCUGAUAUUGACCUGUCUCCAGAACCUCAUGUGAAUUUUCACGAACUGUAAGAACAAGAAAGUGGGAAAGCUUGUGGAUA